AUGGAGACUAUUGAUGUUGACAACACUUGGUCAUUAUACAAGAAACUUUAUUUAACACUAGACAGCACACAACUACUCAGUCCACUUGACUUAUCGAUAGACACUUCUAAAGAUAAUGCUAAUCUAUUCACUAUCAAUAACGAAAAACGUCCAAACUCUUCAUCAAUUGCUUGUCUUGAAGAGUUACAAACAAGAUCAAAACGAAUGAAGAGAUUUGAAGAAUCUGCUUCCGAAGAAAAGAAAGCACGACUGUUGACACGUUUAGAUGUCCCUUUGAACGAUUAUUUCAAAAGUCGACUAAAAUAUCACCAGCUUGAAGGUGUAGAGUUUAUGUGGAAACGUGUUUAUAAAAAGAAAGCAGGAUGCUUAUUAUCUCAUGCAAUGGGGCUCGGAAAGACUAUUCAAACAAUUGCCUUGUUAACUACACUUUAUGAACAUCUCCAUAAAUAUCCAGAAGUCGCCUAUCCAACAGGAAAGAGAGUACUCAUAUUAGCUCCAUUGAUAACAUUAUCAAACUGGGUAAAUGAGUUUCGAAAAUGGCAUGUGGAUGGUUUCUCUGCUAAUCUAGGACAGGUAUUUAACUUUGGAGAAAUGACACCCGAGAGUAGAAAUAAGCGAAUCAUCUACUUGAAAUACUGGUAUACAAACGGUGGUGUGAUGCUGAUGAACUAUGACCAGUUGAGAUACUUGCUUAUGCGUUCAUCAAGAGAAGAUGACGAAUAUUAUCGAUACUUGAUCAAUCCUGGUCCAGAUGUUGUCGUGUUGGAUGAGGGACAUCGUAUCAGAAAUGCAGGAUCACAGCUUUACAAGAUCGUAUCCGAAUUUCGAACACUUGCAAGAAUCUGUUUGACAGGGUAUCCUUUGCAAAAUCAUCUUUUGGAAUAUUAUCACAUGCUGGAAUUUGUUGCUCCAGGCAUUCUCGGUCCACAAGAGACAUUCAAGGCUUAUUUUACAUUUUAUAUAGAAAGAUCCUAUGCUAAUUCUCUUCCAUCGAUCAAGCAAAAGGCAGCCAUUAGACUCUAUACACUUCAACUCCUAACAGAGGAAGUGACACACAGACGUGAUGCGCUGACACUUCAAGAAGCUUUACCUUUCAAAACGGAAUUUGCAAUUACAUUUAAAAUGACUGAUAUUCAAUAUGAAGGAUAUGUCAACGCAUUAAAAUCUAUCGAACGUGAAUCGUCUGUGAUUAGCAAUCUGCUAUUGCUUCGUACGAUCUGUAAUCAUCCAAAAAUUCUUCAAAAGCUUUUGAGUAAUAGAGAAAGCAAGAGGAGAGAACAAUUUUAUAUAAAUAACAAUGAUAAUUCUGAUACGACCUAUAUGGAUGACCAGUCCGUAGAAGAAGCUGCAGAUGAAGUCGUAACCCCUGCAGUGCCAGGAGAGGUAGAAGAAGAAGAACUUAUUGGUUUGGACAUGAAUAUGUUUGACUGGGCGACUGAUUACUUUAAAAAUGAUAGUAUUGAGAACUGGAAUUGCUCCAACAAGAUGACUUUUAUUGUUGAUCUCGCUACUGAAUGUAGUGUUAUUAAAGAAAAGAUCAUUAUCGUAUCGCAUAGUUUAGCAUGCCAUGACUAUCUGCAGCAUCUAUUCUCUGUUCUGGGCAUUGGCACCCUUCGGAUUGAUGGCAACACUCCACUCAAGUUACGACAAGCGAUCCUUGACGAUUUUGAAUCUGAUGAAAACAAGCUUAUUAUGUUACUUUCAGCAAAGGCUGCUGCUAUUGGUAUUAAUGUGACAAGCGCAAAUCGCAUCGUCUUGAUUGAUCAAGACUGGAAUCCAUUGUAUGACGAGCAGAGUAUUGGCAGAAUCUACCGAUAUGGCCAGUUGAAGCCUGUGACUGUAUAUCGUCUGGUGACAGCAUCGACUAUAGAAGAACGCAUUUUUGCGCAGAGUGUACAUAAGAAGAGUAUAUCAAGACGACUGAUUGAUAAUAAGGCAUCCAUGACUAUAUCCAAAGAAGAAUUAAAGGAAUAUUACAUUCAGCCUUCUUUGGAUCUACCUGCUAUCGAUAUAAACAAGGUCCGAAAAGAGCUCAAUCCAGACUUUAUUACCUACAGUGCGCUCUUGAAGAUCAAGGAUCACAUUACGGACUUUAAGCUGCAUGAUAUGGAUAAUGUAGAAGAAUACGAUCCUUAUGUUAGACUAUCAGCACCUCAACGAAGAGAGGCUGUCUCUGAAGCAUCUCGUCUGCUUAAAGAAUGGAAACGACAACGACGUGGAUAA
Molecule: messenger RNA, 2223 nt
Organism: Rhizopus microsporus ATCC 52813
Lineage: Eukaryota; Fungi; Mucoromycota; Mucoromycetes; Mucorales; Rhizopodaceae
Exons: 11
Coding region: 1-2223 (740 amino acids)
Cellular component (GO): nucleus
Molecular function (GO): ATP binding; ATP hydrolysis activity; ATP-dependent chromatin remodeler activity
Source: RefSeq, a predicted model, not a curated record